GUGGAUAUACAACUGGAACGCCUCCAAGCUCAACGCCAAGUGCUCUUAUCUCCUCGCACCAAAAAGGAAGGCUUUCUAUUUUCCCACAAGGCUCUCGUCUCGCCAAUCCGCUCGCUCUCCACAGAGACGCUACAAGAAAUCUUCGUUCCUUCUCACCCUGACGACCAUAACGCAGUCAUGCUAUCGAAGCAGUCGUCGCUGCUCCUGACCCACGUGAGGACCUAG
Messenger RNA from Guyanagaster necrorhizus, 225 nucleotides. RefSeq lists its product as uncharacterized. The annotation marks the transcript as partial. The record is from RefSeq and is a predicted model, not a curated record. NCBI's taxonomy places the organism in Eukaryota, Fungi, Basidiomycota, Agaricomycetes, Agaricales, Physalacriaceae. The transcript has a single exon.